ACAUCAAACAUUAAUAUCUUUAGAUUUUAGGUGCUGACCAUCAUUUGAUUGCUUGACAUAUGAAUACUUUCAAAUUACCAACUAUCCAAAGAUUAUAUAUUAAUUUUUUUAAUUUUCAACUGUUUCGACUUUCGAGUUUCGACUGCAACGGUAUUUUUUUUAAUCUUGAAUUGCAUUGAUUUUUGUGGCCAAUUUUCGGUUAAUUCCAUUGAAUAUUCUGUCCAACUCUCAUAACUGUGGCUAUUAAAUUGUUUUGCCAACAAUUAGAAACAGAGAAAACAGAAAGUGAAAAAAUAAAAUAAAAUAAAAAAACAAAACCGACUUUAGUAACGUCAUGUAGAUAGCACAAAAAUGUUUUGGAAACUAACUCCAACAAAUCCUUGAGUCCAGAUCAACAAAGGAAUAAGCAUGACAAAUUUCGGAGCGGUUAGUAACAAUAUUUGAUCCAUAUAUAGCAAAUAUGACAAAUAAAAUACAUAGGAGAAGGACAACAUAUUUUGUCAUCACCAAUAGUUUUUUAUUUUUUAUUUUUUAUUCUUUUGGGUAUCUUCAAACGUGAAUUUUGAUUCCAAUAAUCUACCCCAAACCACACCAGCCACCAUCAGUAAUGGUAGAUUUCAGAAAAUCAGCAUCAGCUAAGCCUAAAAAUAGUGGUGGCCCUACGACUGUGAUCGCCGUGACCAGUGGCCGGAAAAGCCAAUACGCCAUCCAGUGGGCCGUAGAACAUAUUCUGAAGAAGAAUUCCUCUUGCAUUCUCAUUCACGUUCAGACCAAUCGUUUGUACCAUCAGAAUGGUGUUGGACCUAGUCAUUGUCGUCCACCAACUGAAGAAGAAUGGCAACGGAUUUUUCUCCCUUUCAGAGGGCUUUGUGCUCGAAAAGGGAUUGUAGCGACAGAGUUGGUGUUACAAGGCGCUAACGUUACCAGUGCACUUACUCAAUACGUAAAUGAAAACUAUAUUAGUAGCGUCAUUGUUGGUGCUUCCCAAUGGAAUUCUUUUAUAAGGAAAUUUAAAAAUACGGAUGUGGCAGCUAGCUUAGCCAAGUCUUUGCCAGAUUUUUGCUCAAUAUAUGUUAUAUCGAAAGGAAAAGUCCAAACUAUCCGUCCAGCAGGUCCUGCUCAAAAUGGUAAAUUCACAAAAGCAGCAACAGUAAAAGGGGUAGCAACGCCAGAUUAUUUUUUUAACAAUUCACCUCAACAUAUAAACAGCUUGGUCAAAGAGGCUACAUUAUCAAUGACACCAAGUAAUUUUUCACCAAUAGAACAAAGUCCAACAAUAUCCUUUGGAGGCUCUUCACCACAAACCGACAGUGAUCUUGAAUUCGCAAAGUCACAAAUCACUUCGUCAAAAUCCAAAAAAAAAAUGGAGGAAGAAUUAAUGAAAUUAAAACUUGAACUAAAGAAAACAAAUGAGCAAUAUGGAUUGUUCUAUAAAGAAGUCGACUCUGCGCAUAAGGGAGUGGAUGAGUAUGAAAAGGCUAAGCUUUCAAGGCAGAAAACAGUGCAUGCUAUGGAAAACGAGGAAAAUCAAGGAGCUUCAAGUUCUGCCUACAUUUAUAAAAACAUCGUUCCAUACAGAAGAUACAACAUUAAAGAAAUAGAAAUUGCAACUAAUUACUUUGAUAUUGAUCUCAAAAUUGGAGAAGGUGGUUAUGGACCAGUUUUUAAAGGAGUAAUUGACAACACUGAUGUCGCCAUCAAGGCUGUGAGGCCAGAUAUAAGCCAUGGGGAAAGACAAUUUAACCAAGAGGUUCAAGUUUUGAGCACCAUAACACAUCCAAACAUGGUACUACUCAUAGGUGCAUGCCCAGAAUUCGGAUGUCUUGUGUAUGAAUACAUGGACUAUGGAAGUUUGGAAGAUCGUUUAUUCAGAAAAGGAAACACUCCUCCAAUCCCAUGGAAAAUCCGUUUCAGAAUAGCAUCGGAAAUCGCCACCGCCCUUCUCUACCUUCACCAACUAAAACCAGAGCCACUAGUCCACCGUGACCUCAAGCCAGCAAAUAUCCUCUUAGACAGAACCUAUUUAAGCAAGAUCGGCGACGUCGGUCUUGCGAGGCUCGUUCCGCCUUCGGUCGCUGACAAAACUACCCAGUACCGGCUGACGAAAGCCGCCGGCACGUUCUGUUAUAUCGACCCGGAGUAUCAACAGACAGGGUUGUUGGGUGUGAAAUCGGACAUAUAUUCUUUUGGUGUGAUGCUGCUUCAGAUUAUAACUGCAAAGCCUCCAAUGGGGUUGGCUCAUUUGGUUCAGAGUGCUAUUGAUGCUGGAAGCUUUGAACAAGUUCUUGAUCCUAGUUUGAAUGAUUGGCCUGUUGAAGAUGCUUUGUCUUGUGCUAAGUUGGCAUUGAAGUGUUGUGAGAUGAGAAAACGAGAUAGACCCAGUCUUGCUACUGUGAUUUUACCCGAGUUGAAUAGGCUCAGAGAUUUGAGAUAGAUAAAGAUAAUAAUGGCAAUAAAGAAAUAAUAAU
Molecule: messenger RNA, 2468 nt
Organism: Arachis ipaensis
Lineage: Eukaryota; Viridiplantae; Streptophyta; Magnoliopsida; Fabales; Fabaceae
Product: U-box domain-containing protein 51
Biological process (GO): protein phosphorylation
Molecular function (GO): protein kinase activity; ATP binding
Source: RefSeq, a predicted model, not a curated record